Messenger RNA from Ilex paraguariensis (yerba mate), 699 nucleotides. The record is from the annotation of a GenBank genome assembly. NCBI's taxonomy places the organism in Eukaryota, Viridiplantae, Streptophyta, Magnoliopsida, Aquifoliales, Aquifoliaceae.
AUGUAUGCUGAUCGAGAAGAGGCUGGAAGGAAGACGUCAAUAAAGGAGCGUCUUAAUGGCUCAUCCGUGGUUGAUUCUGGUAGCCGGAGACUUAUCACCGGAAAGAGGGAGAGGCAAGAUGACGACAAAUGGGAACAUGAUCUUUACGAGUACGAUGAACCUCAAGUUUCAAAUCGCAGAGUUGGCUCUAAAGAUCUUCGUUUGAAGCUCCAGAAGAAGAAUAUGGAGCAAGCAACUCCAAAAGUGAGAGGAUCUCUUUCAGGAGGUAAAAGGGAUCUGCGUGAAAAGCUUUCUGGGACAGUGUAUUCACCGCCAGGAGACACUGAUCUUCCAAAGCCAAAACCAGUGCUCGAGGGUAAUAAAUCUGCUAGGAAUAGUGUCAUAGUUGGAGCCCUUGUGUCAGAAGUGAAAAAAGUGGCCAGCCUAGUUUCUAAAAAGAAGACUCAGCAAAAGGCUGAAUCGGUGGAUGGUUUCCUGCAGUCCCUUGGUCUGGAGAAAUAUUCAAUCACAUUUCAAGCAGAGGAAGUUGAUAUGACCACUCUCAUCCACAUGACUGAUGAUGAUCUUAAGGCUAUGGGAGUACCAAUGGAGGCCUCUUUGACAUUGGCCUUACUGGGGCCCUUGAGUGACCUUUGUUCGAAGAUGAAACAGAGAGACAUGAUCUUGUCCAUGAUGGGAGUUGCAUCUCAAGUUCCUUGA